Gastrolobium bilobum is the source of this 5354-nucleotide messenger RNA. Its product is annotated as putative 1-phosphatidylinositol-3-phosphate 5-kinase FAB1D. The record is from RefSeq and is a predicted model, not a curated record. Gene Ontology annotation, cellular component: endosome membrane. Gene Ontology annotation, molecular function: ATP binding; 1-phosphatidylinositol-3-phosphate 5-kinase activity. The transcript is spliced from 13 exons. Lineage: Eukaryota; Viridiplantae; Streptophyta; Magnoliopsida; Fabales; Fabaceae. The coding region runs from base 283 to 5064 and encodes 1593 amino acids. Gene Ontology annotation, biological process: phosphatidylinositol phosphate biosynthetic process.
UUAUGCUUUCAACAAUUCUUCCAUUCUUCAUAUUUCUCCUUUUCGUUGCUUUCCCUCUUCUAUUUCCUCCAAAAAGAUUGCAACUUUGUUCUUCUGGGUUGGUUUUGUGUGACUCUUGCGUACCAAAUUCCUUGCUUAUCUGUGAAAACAGUGGAUUUUUGUGGGAUGAGGGUUUUAUCCAUUAUACUUGGGAGCAGGGAUUGAUUGGGAGGUCACAUCCAUGUGUUUGUUCUUGGGUUUGCUUUGAAGGUAAGGCCUCUUUUUAAUAAAGUGUUGGAUCAGAUGUGUAGUAUGUGCCAUUAUUGCGGUGCAGACGUGAUGGAAUCAAAUGAUGACAACAGGAAACAGGAAAAUGACAGUAGUUUAAAAUUGAAUGGUAAAGUUCCCUUAAGACCUUGUAAAUUUUGUGGAGAGAAGCUACAACAAGAAAAUGUGAAAUGGCAUAGUACAAGUCCCUAUGCGACAACCCAUAUCAGUCCAGUUACAUCAUUGUCAAGUACUGAUAGCUGCGUCUCCACUUGCAGUGAGUUUUCCGUCGAUGUGAACUCAUGUAACAGGAAUAGUCGAGAAGAAAGUACAGAUGAAGGUGUUAUGGAAGAUCUUGAUCAUAAGUUGAAUGGGAAAUCCCAAGAAGUAAUGGAAAACAAUUUCCAAGAAAACAAUAAUGACAAUGAGGGUUAUACAGUGAGAGAUGUGGAGAUUGGACAAGGACAUAACUUUCAAGAAGCAAAAGUUGAUGGUUCUGAAGAUCCUACUGCAUCCUCUGUCGAAGAAACUGAAUAUUCUCUUCCUUAUGAUUUGGAUAUCCAAACUUGGGAACCUCCUGAGCCAGAAAACCCACAGGAUGAUAUGGAUGAUAGUGUGACUUGCGAUGAUGAUGAUGAAGACCAGGGAGUUGAGAUUGCAAACUGGGGCGAGCCAACAUCUAUGAGUAGUUCUAAGGAUGAAUUAAGUGGGAGCUGCUAUAGGUUCAAAGAGGAAAAACAAAGAGCAAUGGAAGAAGUAAUGAAUGGGAAAUUCAAGGAAAUUGUAGGUCAGCUUCUUAUAUCUGUGGGUGUUUCGUCUUCUGAUGAAGGUGAUAAGAGUUGGGUGGACAUAGUUACAUCCUUAUCUUGGGAAGCUGCUUCUUUUUUGAAGCCGGAUGCUAUUGGAGGUAAUCCUGAUAGAUAUGUUAAAAUGAAAUGCAUUGCAGCUGGUUCUCGCAGCCAAAGUCAACUUAUCAAAGGUUUGGUCUUCAAAAAACAUGCUGCUCACAAGCAUAUGCCAACUAAGUACAAAAAUCCAAGGUUGUUACUGAUAAGCGGCAUGAUUGGCCAUUCUAUGAAUGGGCUGUCUUCAUUUGACUCCAUGGACCAGGAGAAAGACUAUCUAAAAUCUAAAAUGGAUCUUAUAGAAAUGUGCCAUCCAAAUGUUAUAUUAGUGGAGAAAACUGUUUCUCGUGAUAUACAAGAGUCAAUUUUAGCAAAGGGAAUGACACUAGUACUUGAUAUGAAGCUUCAUCGACUGGAAAGAGUUGCACGUUGUACUGGUUCACCAAUUCUAUCAUGUGAUGAUUUGAACGGUCAAAAGCUAAGAUACUGUGACUUUAUUUAUUUUGAGAAGAUUGUGGAGGAACAUGCUGGUGCUGGUGAAGGAGGAAAGAGGCCCAUCAAGACCUUGAUGUUCAUUGAGGGCUGUCCUACACGUUUGGGUUGUACGAUUUUGCUUAAAGGAUCACACAGUGAUGAACUGAAGAAGAUCAAAUGUGUCAUGCGGUGUGCAGUUGUCGUGGCAUAUCACUUAAUCCUUGAGACCUCCUUUCUUGCUGAUCAGAAAGCAAUGUUCUCUACAAUUCCUGCUGUGAAAGAAGCACAUAUCUUGCCAAAUAAUCAAGAAUCCCAGGAUUCAGCAUCCGUUGAUUCAAGCAUUCCAUCUCUCGUGUCUUCUGCUGAAAAUGGAACAGUUAGUACUGAUAUCCCCAUAUGCAAUGGUCAUCAGGAAAAAAGCACCAAUGAUUUAAACUUAGAAUGGGAACAGUUUUCCCCAUUUUCUUAUGAACCAUAUAAUCCAGCUGUCUUUUCUGGGUUGUCAGCUAUUUCAUCUUCUCUGAAGAAAGUUAUGGGGGACAGUUUUCCCUUUGCAUCUUAUGCUCCUUAUCAGUCUCUAUCAGCAUACUUUGGCUUAAAUGGAAGGAAACCUCCGGAGGAAGAUGGAUCAAUUUCUAUUUUAGACUCUCCGGAGGAAGAUGAAAAUACCAGGAUCGACGCAGGAUAUCAUUCUAAUGAAGUAAAGCUACUUGAUGGACAAUCCCUGUCUUUGCCUGUGUGCUUAGAUUCCAAUGGGGAUAUAAGUAAAGAUGAUGAUCAUGAUAGAAAAGAACUCCAAAGUAAAGAUGAUAUCAAUGCAGUGUUGGAUUCUCAGAGUAUUUUGGUCUUGAUGUCUAGCACGAAUGCCUCAGGAGGGACUGUAUGCCAGCAAAGUCAUUUUUCUCAUAUUAUGUUCUACAAGAAUUUUGAUAUUCCACUUGGAAAGUUUUUGCAGGAUAACCUGCUAAAUCAGACAAGACUUUGUGACACCUGUCAAGAGUUGCCAGAAGCUCACUUUUAUUAUUAUGCUCAUCACAAUAAACAGCUUACCAUACAAGUUAAACGAUUGCCCCAGGAAAAAAGUUUGCCUGGGGAGGCAGAAGGGAAAAUUUGGAUGUGGAGCCGUUGUGGAAAAUGCAUGUCUGGUUCUACAAAGAGAGUGUUGAUAUCUACCACUGCCCAUAGUCUAUCGUUUGGGAAAUUUUUGGAACUUAGCCUUUCUCAAUAUUCUUUUAGCAGAAAAUUGUGCUGUGGCCAUUCUCUUGAUAGUGAUUUUCUCUACUUCUUUGGAUUAGGUCACAUGGCUGCAAUGUUCAGAUAUUCUUCUGUAACCACUUAUACUGUGUCUUUGCCUCCUCAAAAGCUAGAGUUCAGUGGUGCAAUAAGACAAGAGUGUCUUUUGAAAGAGACUGAGAAUGUGUACAUGAAAGGCGUUUCACUCUUCACAGAAAUCGCAAACUAUUUGAAGACAAUACGAUUUGAGGGAUCAAUCUUGAACCUUGGAGGAUCAAUAAGAGAGUUCUCUGAGGUCGAGAAGAUGUUAAAGCUGGAGCAAGAAGAGUUUGAGGCAAACAUCAAGAUUGCUGUUGCUAAUAAAGGGGAUCCAGACCGGACUGCCUUCAAACUUCUCUGGCUAAACCGAUUGAUGUGGGAUCUUCUGAUUGAAUCCUGUGUGUGGGAUCGACGCUUGUACUCAUUACACUCGCCUGAUCAUUUAAGAAUUGAAUCUGAUGUCUCUGAGAAAGUUAUGCAAAAUGGCAAUGUUAAUGGGGUUGCCAAUGGAAAAGUUAUGUCAGACACAUCUAUGGAAGUAAAUGAACUCCCAAUAAAGGAAAUUCCUAUUCGUGGACCCCUUCUAGAUUGCAAUGAACAGGAUGAUCCAUCUAAUACUUCUGAUUUCCCACAGAAUGUGAAGAUACCAAUUGUUGAUGAUUUGAGAUCAAAGAGAUCUUCUGACCAAAAGUUGAACUUGAGUCUAGAUGUUUUCACUCAGGUCCCUUCAGCAGAUGGUAAUUUCCAGCAAAAGGAUUUUGUUUUAUCAAAUCAUCUUCAAGUACAUGAAAAUUUUCCAGUUUCUACUGAUUUUCAAUCUGGUCCUCCUGUUGCUGAUUUAAAGGUAUUAAACAAGAGUGCUUCACUGCAUUCACCAGUUUCCACCUUUCUGGAUUCAAAUGAAUGGUUCUGGAAGCCAUUUGCUGACAUUCGGCAGAUAGGUAUAAGGGAGUUUCAGAAAAAAAUAUUGCCGAAAUUUGAAUCUGUAAGCAGCUCUAUGACAGAAUACCUGCCCACAGCCAAUCAAUUAAUCACUGAGGAAGGUGCAAGGUUGCAUGUCCCUCUCAAGACAGAUAAUCAUAUUGUGUCUGAUUUCGACUGUGAACCCUCGAGCAUGAUUGCUUGUGCACUGGCCUUCUUGAAAGAUUCUUCUGAGGUGACAGGAGUUGAUAACGAGGAUGAUAGAAGAGAAAGUGGAAUAGCUACCAAAUCAACAGAAAGUAUUUCAGAUUCAGAUUCUGUGCUUUCUACAGGAAGCACUUCUUCAGAAGAGUCACGAGCCUCUCGUGCUGCAGAGCACCAUAGUGUAGAGAUUGCUAUGGGAUAUGCAAAAUCACUUGGGAGGGAAAAGUAUUCAGUGAUUUGUCAUUUUGUUAAGCAGUUCCGCGAACUUAGGAAUUGGUGUUGCCCAUCUGAGCUUGAUUAUAUCGCUUCUUUAAGCCGCUGUAGGAAUUGGGAAGCUAAAGGUGGAAAAAGCAAGUCUCUAUUUGCAAAAACACUUGAUGACAGGUUCAUCAUAAAGGAAAUCAAGAAGACAGAACUUGAUUCAUUUUUGGGAUUUUCUUCUCUGUAUUUCAAACACAUGAGAGAGUCAUUUGAGUCUGGGAGCCAGACAUGUCUUGCUAAAGUCUUGGGAAUAUAUCAGGUUACUAAAAGACAUAUCAAAAAUGGAAAAGAGGUUAAACAUGAUCUCAUGGUGAUGGAAAAUCUUACCUACAAUCGAAAUAUUACUCGCCAGUAUGAUCUUAAAGGUGCCCUUUUUGCCCGGUACAAUUCUGCUGGUGGUGGUGCUGGAGAUGUUCUUUUGGAUCAGAACUUCGUGAAUGACAUGAACUCUUCUCCAUUUUAUGUCAGUCAUAAAGCAAAGCGUGUUCUUCAACGGGCUGUUUGGAAUGACACAGCUUUUCUCAAUAAUAUCAAUGUGAUGGAUUAUUCCUUACUUGUUGGAGUAGACUCAGAGAAGGGCCAGCUGGUUUGUGGGAUCAUUGAUUAUCUGAGGCAGUAUACCUGGGACAAGCAUCUUGAGACAUGGAUGAAGUCUUCACUUGUUGUGCCCAAGAAUGUGUUGCCAACAGUAAUCUCUCCAAAAGAAUACAAGAAGAGGUUCAGAAAGUUUAUGUCUACACAUUUUUUGAGUGUUCCAGAUCACUGGUGUUCACAGAAAUCCCCCAGUCCUUGCAAACUUUGUGGCACAGGGGAAGAUGGCCCUUCCCAACAAAAACCAUAGCACAGGGGUGCCAAAUGGUUUCUCUGCCCAUAUCUUUUGAUUUAAAUUUCUUAAAUUAUUUAUUCAAAUUUAAAAUUUAUGCAACUAGUUAGCACUGUAUAUAGGACAGUCAAUAUUGUUUAUAAACCUACCCCUGCUAUUCUGCGAUUUUUAGCGAAUUUCUAGGGAUGUUGUCUUUUAUACAGGUCCAUCCUAUCUAGCAUGAGAUGAGUGUAUUUUUGUAAAGCCUAAGGAAAAAUGUAAAGGUUUAUUUUGAGUCAAUGAAAAGUGCAGUUGCUGGCUUGCCAAAA